GGGUGAGACCUGGGGGCGGCGCUGUACACGGAAGCGGCCGGCGUUCUGCGCCUGGCGUUCUGCGCCCGGUGCGCGUAGCGACUUUCGGCCGGGCUCCUCUUGAGGCCCGGCGACCUCCGGGCCUGGGGAGCCAAGCGAGGUUCGGGAGCGGUCAAUACCGAACAGGAACUCAACUUGCAGAAGGGAGACGAGACGCCCCAGCAAGACUCUUUCGGGGAGUCCCCCAGCUCCUCACCUCCAUGGGCCAGACGGCCCUGGCAGGGGGCAACAACGGCACCCUUACCUCACAGGCCCUGUGCCCCGACCUCUCUUGUCCGGAAGGCUUGGAGGAGCUGCUAUCUGCUCCCCCUCCUGACCUGGGGACCCAACGGCGCCACGGGUGGAACCCCAAGGACUGCUCAGAAAACAUCGAGGUCAAGGAAGAGGGGUUGUGCUUUGAGCGGCGGCCCGUGGCCCAGAGCACUGAUGGGGCCCGGGGUAAGAGGGGCUACUCGAGGGGCCUGCACGCCUGGGAGAUCAGCUGGCCCCAGGAGCAGAGGGGCACCCACGCUGUGGUGGGCGUGGCCACGGCCCUCGCCCCACUGCAGGCUGACCACUACGCGGCGCUGCUGGGCAGCAACAGCGAGUCAUGGGGCUGGGACAUUGGGCGGGGGAAGCUGUACCAUCAGUGCAAGGGGCCCGGUGCCCCUCAAUAUCCAGCCGGACCUCAGGGUGAACAGCUGGAAGUGCCGGAGAGGCUGCUGGUGGUUCUGGACAUGGAGGAGGGAACUCUGGGCUACGCUAUUGGGGGAACCUACCUGGGGCCAGCCUUCCGGGGACUGAAGGGCAGGACCCUCUAUCCAGCAGUAAGCGCUGUCUGGGGCCAGUGCCAGGUCCGCAUCAGCUACCUGGGUGAAAGGAGAGGUGAGGCCUGGGGCAGGUGUGGGAAGUGUUCUGUUACUGGUGGCUGUGGUUUGGGUUGGAAGCUCAACAUCUUUGCAAGCGUAGAGGGAACGAGCCCUCAUCUGACCGACCUUCUACCCCUAUUCAGUGCCAGGAAUGGCUAAGGGUCUUCACAGCUGUUACCUAAUUUAAUCCUCCCAACAGCAAUAAAGGUAAAAAGUGGGUCUUGGGAAAUCAACUUGCUAGUAAGUGGUGAGUCCUCAAGAGUGGAGGGAGGUACUCCUGGGAUUAGGGCUUUAGAGGAGCUAUGAGUCCCUGAAACAGAGGUGCAAAGGGUUAAAUGGGUACUAGGCUAGGUGUACAAGUCCAAAAGAAAGAGAACUGGCAGUGCCAGCCACCCAGGGUGUGUACCAGCCACCCAGGGUGUGUACCAGAUUUCCUGGGCUCUGACCUGUGACACAUACUUACUUCCUCAGAGGUAGACUUCCCAGGAAGGAGACAUUAAGGCCCGGUGCCGGUGGCCAGAGGAGAGCAGUGGAGGCAAGGUUUGGGUGGUGCUGCAGGGGCGGGGUUUUCUUGGGGAAAUUAAUGCAGCCAAGGCUUGGAGCUGAUUGAAGUUACCUGUUCUCCGAAGUUGUAAUCUUCAGCAGAGGCUGGAUGCUUCUCCCAUCACCCAUGAUGAGCUGUUACAGAAUGGAGGGCCAUCCUUUCAGCUUAUCAGCCCCAGCCCCAAGGCCUGUCUGGAAUCAAAGCCUGGGCCAGCUCUACCCGUCAGAGCCACCUUGGACAGUUGCUUAGAGGGCCUUAGCUAGAGCAUCACCCCCAGCUCUGCCUGGGGAUGUGAUGCCUCCCACCCCAAGAGCAGAUGCAGAACUUCAGGGGGCCUUAGAUCUCCCUCUCAACCAAGCAGACUUGGCACAGGAAAGCAGAAGGGAACCCUGUAGUCUGAGGAUGUCUGGCUGGUGGCUGCACCCCUACUUACCUUCCCCUCCUUCUCUCUCCCAGCGGAGCCACACUCCCUUCUGCACCUGAGCCGCGUGUGCGUGCGCCAAGCACUGGGGGCUACUCGGCUGGGCCAGGUAUCUGCUCUGCCCUUGCCCCCUGCCAUGAAGCGCUAUCUGCUCUACCAGUGACCCUGUGAUACCACAGAUGCAUGGGGCCUUGAUGCCACCCCUCCCAGGGGCCAGGGAGGAGGCACGGCUGGCCUAGACCAGCUACUUAAAGCCAGUGAGGCUGGGCCCCUAUCCCAACCCAAGCUACCCAGAGGGUGGAGGGAGCUGUUUAUUUAAGACUGUGGUGGCCUGGUACACAGACUUUUUUUCAAGUAAAAACAGUAAGAGAUGUGCUACCGUAAAAA
Rhinolophus ferrumequinum (greater horseshoe bat) is the source of this 2239-nucleotide messenger RNA. It is a transcript of the gene SPSB2, whose product is annotated as splA/ryanodine receptor domain and SOCS box containing 2. Gene Ontology annotation, cellular component: SCF ubiquitin ligase complex. Gene Ontology annotation, molecular function: protein binding. Gene Ontology annotation, biological process: proteasome-mediated ubiquitin-dependent protein catabolic process; intracellular signal transduction. NCBI's taxonomy places the organism in Eukaryota, Metazoa, Chordata, Mammalia, Chiroptera, Rhinolophidae. The transcript has 2 exons. The record is from RefSeq and is a predicted model, not a curated record. The coding region runs from base 240 to 1046 and encodes 268 amino acids.